AUACACAUCAUUCACAAUACAAUUACAUCCAUCAUUUUUGUUUUAAUUGUAUCAUCAAAGAUGACUAAAAACACUGCUCUCACAAUUUUCAUGGUUCUCUUAGUUAUUGGAAUGGUGAUGGAGGAGACGCAAGGCAAAACAUGUCAUGACUAUAUUCAAGCAGAACACUGUGAAAUUAAUCAGUGUAACCAAGAGUGUUCUACCAAGUGGAAAGGAGUAGGAGUUAAAGGAUCGUGUGAACCACCUGGAUUCGAACCAUUAGACCAGACCUGCCUAUGCAGUUUUAAUUGUGGAAAUUGAUAUUUCUUUAUUAUC
Molecule: messenger RNA, 315 nt
Organism: Arabidopsis lyrata subsp. lyrata
Lineage: Eukaryota; Viridiplantae; Streptophyta; Magnoliopsida; Brassicales; Brassicaceae
Product: putative defensin-like protein 129
Exons: 2
Coding region: 61-300 (79 amino acids)
Source: RefSeq, a predicted model, not a curated record